Molecule: messenger RNA, 4918 nt
Organism: Epinephelus fuscoguttatus (brown-marbled grouper)
Lineage: Eukaryota; Metazoa; Chordata; Actinopteri; Perciformes; Serranidae
Gene: prkd2
Product: protein kinase D2
Exons: 19
Coding region: 721-3534 (937 amino acids)
Biological process (GO): protein phosphorylation
Molecular function (GO): protein serine/threonine kinase activity; ATP binding
Source: RefSeq, a predicted model, not a curated record
GAGGUACCCUCAGACAGCUCUCUCUCUCUCUCUCUUUCUCUCUCUCUGUGCUUUUUCACAAAAAAGACUGAAGUGGGGCUGAAACUGAAACAGGGCAAGUACUCGUAAAAGGAGUGCAGCCUCUUGCUCUCCUUCAUUCUCACAGUUUCCUGUUUAAGGAGGCCAUUUUGUAACUCAGCCUGGAGAAGAGGCACAACAAAGUUUGGCAUUGUUUUUGUUUUCUCUCUCCCACGGCCGGGGAGUUUCUCAAUCGAGUUUGGACUUUCUCCCCUGCAGAGCAACUUCUUUGGAAGGCAGAGGUGAAGGAGGGAAGAAGGUGGAGGAGGGCAAAGCAGCACGAGAGAAGUUUUCUCCCACUCAGUGUGUCUUUCUUUUAUGAGCCUCUCACAAACAUUGCUCAUGCUUGUCAUGCCGAGACAAUAACAGGAGUCUGAAGACGACAGAGCACAAAAGAAGUGGCAGGAGGGAAGACAAAAACACAACUUCCUGGAUAAGGAUUUCUUCCUUGAUCCACUGGGAGGGGGUGGACACAGGACACAGAGGAACCGGGAUUCUCUGCUCAGUGUAUGUGUGUCCAUGUGUCAGUGUGUGGACCCCUAUCUCCUCCGCUGAGACAGUUUGAAUGAGUGUGGGUUUUCUGACAACUCUAGACUGCACUUGGGUGUGUGUUUCUGAGCGUGUAUGUUGAGAGCUUCAGGCAGCUAACAGACAGAACUCUGAAUGGCUAAUGCUAGCCCUUGCAUGUCUUCAGGGGCCAUGGCCCAGGUUUUCUUUCCUCCCGGGGGCUCCUCGCCACCAGGCUCGGCUGUGAUACAGCAGGGGACCCCCAUAUCCAUGCCCUCUAUGCCCACUCAGGGUGGUUUUCCCAUGAUGGACCUGACACCAGUGCAGGGUCCAGGUGGGGUUGUGAUACCCUCACUGCCUCCCACUCCAGCCGGGGUGUCCUUCAUCAUCCAGAUUGGCCUAACUAGAGAAUCUGUCCUGAUGCCCCAGAGUGCGGACCUGGCCUAUGUGAAACAGAUGGCCUGCUCCAUUGUUGACACCAAGUUCCCAGAGUGUGGCUUCUACGGCAUUUAUGACAAGAUUUUGCUGUUCAAGCAUGACACGACCACCAACAACAUCCUGCAGCUGGUUAAAAGUGCCAGUGACAUCCAGGAGGGAGAUCUAGUGGAGGUGGUGCUCUCUGCGGCAGCCACUUUUGAAGAUUUCCAAAUUCGGCCCCACGCACUGAACGUGCACUCAUACCGGGCCCCGGCCUUCUGUGAUCACUGUGGAGAGAUGCUGUUCGGACUAGUCAGACAAGGGCUCAAGUGUGACGGAUGUGGGCUAAACUACCACAAGCGCUGUGCAUUCAGCAUCCCAAACAACUGCAGUGGAGCUAGAAAACGCCGUCUGUCCACCACCUCCCUAAGCAGCAGCCAGUCACUGCGUCUCUCCACCACUGAGUCUCUGUACAGUGCAGGGACGGCCUCCACCUGUGCAGAGGACGUCAGCCUCAUCCGCUCACACACACAAAUGCCACGAACCCCUAGUGAUGCUCGUCGCUUCUACACGGGCCGACCAGUUCAUUUGGACAAGAUCCUGAUGAGCAAGGUGAAGGUGCCCCACACGUUCGCUGUCCACUCCUACACACGACCGACGGUGUGCCAGUACUGCAAGAGGCUUCUUCGGGGACUGUUCAGGCAGGGCCUACAGUGCAAAGACUGCAAGUUUAACUGCCAUAAACGCUGUGCGUAUAAGGUUCCUAAUGACUGCCUUGGGGAGACCAUUGGAGACAACAGAAGUAACUGCGACAUGUUGAGUCCCAGUGCUGACCCUGAGGUGCCCAUGGACUACAGCAGUGAGUACGAUGCCUCAGACAAGUCUUCGAUAGACGACUCGGACGAGGCCUGCAGCAUCCCUGGGUCCUUUUCUCCUGAAAACAACCAAGAUGGAACCAGCGGAGACCAGAGUGUUUACAUCCCGUUAAUGAGGGUGGUGCAGUCGGUGAGACAGACAACCCGUCGAUCCAGUACGGCUAUUAAGGAAGGAUGGAUGGUUCACUACAGCAAUAAGGACACACUGAGAAAGAGGCACUACUGGCGUCUAGACUGUAAGUGCAUCAUCCUUUUCCAGAACAACACUUCCAACAAAUACUACAAGGAGAUCCCUCUAUCCGAGAUCCUGGAGGUGCGCCAAGCUGGCAACUUCACUCUGGUCCCCCCAGGCACAAAUCCUCACUGCUUCGAGCUCAUCACAGGGAAUAUGUGCUACUUCGUAGGCGAGGACCCCAACACCCUCCCCCCUCUGUCCCCCACCAACCCCCAAACUCACCCUCAGACUCCUCCCUCCCCCAGCCAAGUAGCUCCCAACAGCGGUAUUGGGCGUGAGGUGGCAAAAGCGUGGGAGAGCGCCAUUCGCCAGGCCCUCAUGCCAGUCAUCUUUCAGGACGCACCCCCAGCUGAGGGUAACACAACUCACAGACAAGCUUCUAUCAGCAUAUCUGUGUCCAACAGUCAAAUCCAAGAGAACGUGGAUAUUGGUACAGUGUACCAGAUUUUUGCUGAUGAAGUGUUGGGAUCUGGACAAUUUGGAGUGGUGUACGGAGGAAAGCACAGGAAGACGGGGAGAGAUGUCGCUGUCAAAGUCAUUGACAAGCUUCGUUUUCCCACUAAGCAGGAGAGCCAGCUGAGGAACGAGGUGGCCAUACUGCAGAGUUUACGUCACCUGGGCAUUGUGAACCUGGAGUGCAUGUUUGAGACCCCGGAGAAAGUGUUUGUGGUGAUGGAGAAGCUACAUGGUGACAUGCUGGAGAUGAUCCUCUCCAGUGAGAAAGGCAGGCUGCCUGAGAGGCUUACUAAGUUCCUCAUCACACAGAUCCUUGCAGCUCUGAGGCAUCUACACUUUAAGAACAUCGUUCACUGUGAUCUGAAACCUGAGAAUGUGCUGCUUGCCUCUGCUGAUCCCUUUCCCCAGGUGAAGUUGUGUGAUUUUGGUUUUGCCCGUAUCAUUGGUGAGAAGUCUUUCCGCCGUUCGGUGGUCGGCACCCCGGCCUACCUGGCCCCGGAGGUUCUGCUGAACCAGGGCUACAACCGCUCACUGGACAUGUGGUCUGUCGGCGUCAUUAUGUAUGUCAGCCUGAGUGGGACAUUCCCCUUUAAUGAGGAUGAAGAUAUUAAUGACCAGAUCCACAACGCUGCCUUCAUGUACCCUCCCAACCCCUGGAAACAGAUCUCCAGUGAUGCGACCGACUUAAUCAACAACCUGCUGCAGGUUAAGAUGAGGAAACGCUACAGCGUGGACAAAAGUCUCAGCCAUGUGUACUUACAGGACUAUCAGACAUGGUUGGACCUGCGGGAGCUGGAGACUAAACUCGGCGGCCGUUACAUCACCCAUGAGAGUGAUGACAGCCGCUGGCAAGCAUUUGCCCGUGAACAUACUCUGCCUUACCCCGCUCACCUUGUGCCUCCUCCUCCUGCACCGGCCUCUGAUGAUGAGGAGGGUAGGGAGGAUGCAGAUGUGCAAGGCCUCACUGAGAGGGUCAGCAUCCUCUGACCAGAGAGAGAUGGAGGACUCGAGCUCACUUACGAAGGAGGAAAGAAGUAGGGAGAGUGAGGGAGGAUUGGGAUGGUCGACUAAAGCCUGAAAGAGACAAAUAGUUGUAUGGGUCGGAUAAAAAUAGCCUCCAGCUGUUGAGACUUCCACAGCACAUUUGUUGACAGUUUUACAGCAAUAAAUCCAGUUUCUCUUCUCCAGCCUGAAGUCAUCAAAACUUCCCUCUGGGUAUUUACCUCUGCCGUUAUUGGUCCUCUUUCAUCUGUUUUGAUGACUCUUUCAUGAUGAAGACAGCUUGACUGUGCGGCUGACCUGGGGAGUUUUUACAGAUGAAAUUAGAGUGAAACUUUAAAUCAUAAUUUGUCACACAGAGAGGCAUGUUCUUUUCCUCCCACUGCAAGAUGCCCUGAAGUGUGGCAAGGAAAUGCCACAUCACCACAAGAGAUAAAGAUAAGAAUUUGGUGUCGAUGGUUUUUUUUUAUUGAGGUAUUUUAUUUUUCUAAAGAAAUAGAUUUAAAUAUCAAAAAUGAGACUGCCUCCUAUUAAAAGAGUAGUAACAUUUGUUUCUGGUGUCAUUUAAUGGGACUGACUGGAAGUACAGUCCCUUUUAUGUCUUCGAUAAAGACCGCUUCAAUCUCUUUUGGGUGCUCUACAGUGACAAAGGACUUCCUCUGUGCUGGUAAUUACUAAUGUGCAGACGUAGAGUCAAACCCAUCAACAUUCACAAAUGCAUCCCCAUAAAUGCACAUCUUGUAGUGAGAACUGGAGGUAUUGAUCUAGUGACAGCAAUUACUCCGGUAAUUACCACUAGUUUUGAGCCACAAUAGACUCUUAGAAAAUAUAUGUGAUUAAAGAUGUCUUUGCGGGUUUGAAUGAACUCCAGUAUUGGGCUGUUCAUUACCUGACUUGCCAGUUCUCACCCAUCUCUAAAGUAAAACAGCUUUGUAUUUAAAAUGGUGAAAAAUAUGUCCUUACAGUUAUGUGUACAUAGGAUUCAAAUACUGCCAAUGAAGGCAGAACUUUUACACCUGAGCAGGUAAACGGACACCUCUCAACCAUCACAGCUCCUUGUUUACUGUUGUUAAGAGAAGCAGACCUCUUCCUGUGAUCUAAGUACAUAGAGAGACAGCUUGGGUUACUAAACUAGGUUUUGGAGAGUGCAUGUAGUUUGAUUAUUGACAACCUGUCAUGUCAAUAUGUUGCAUUUUUCUGUGAAGUAGUAGAGUUAUCUAAUACAAUAUAAAACAUACUGUAGUUAUGAUGGUCUAUUAUACAUGUGUAACCUGAAGUUUAUGUAGUUGUCAAAAAAUAUGCCUCAACUGUGUAUAACAUGUUUGAAGGAUUAUCCCAGCCUUGGUAACGGAUAAUACAAACUUUGAACAAU